Messenger RNA from Lagopus leucura (white-tailed ptarmigan), 612 nucleotides. RefSeq names its product leucine rich repeat containing 51 (gene LRRC51). Gene Ontology annotation, molecular function: protein binding. Bases 88 to 612 code for a protein of 174 amino acids. NCBI's taxonomy places the organism in Eukaryota, Metazoa, Chordata, Aves, Galliformes, Phasianidae. The record is from RefSeq and is a predicted model, not a curated record. The transcript is spliced from 4 exons.
GCAGUGGGGCCAGGCCCUAUAGGUGCCUACAGGGGGGGGCAGUCAGACCCUACAACCCAUUGCCAGGCCGGCCCCUGCCCUACAGCGAUGCCAACCCGCCUGCAGCCCACUGAGCUCGUCCCCCCCCUCAACUUCUCCUUCUUCCCACUGCAAUCCCUGCAGGACCUGAGCCCCAAGGGCAGCCCUUCUCCCACCCUGGCCCUCCGCCUGCCCUACACCGGGCUGAGCAGCCUGGAGGGGCUGCACCCCAUCCUGCAGCAGCUCCUGGCUGACCCCACACAGCUCCGUUGGCUCGACCUGUCCUUCAACUGCCUGACCACCAUUGACCAGGUGCUGAGCACGCUGGGGGGGCUGCAGAGCCUCUACCUGCAUGGCAACACCAUCAGCUGCCUGAGGGAGGUGGACAAACUGGGGGCUCUGAGCCAGCUGCGCCGCCUGACGUUAUAUGGGAACCCUAUGGAGGAGGAGGGGGGCUACAGGCGCUACGUGUUGGCCCUGCUGCCCCAGCUCAGCACCCUGGAUUUCAGUGCUGUGACCCCACAGGAGCGCAGGGAGGUGGCCGUGUGGGGAGGCACCCAGAGGCGGCCCCGACCCCACCGAGCUUCAGAAUGA